AUGCGGCUGUUUUACUUCAUUUCUUUUUAAGUUACUUUAGCGAAAUUAUGCCCUGAAAUAUGUUUUUUGAAACAUAUUUAUGUGAUUUUUAUGUCGUUUGGGCAAUUUUACCUAGUAUUUUAAUGAUUUUUUUUAUAAUAAAAAUCCUACAUUGGGUAUUAACUGACACAAGUAUUGCAGUUCCAAAUAGUUCAAAACAUAGUUGGAAAAAUAUUGGAUGGUUAGAAAAACCAUGUUACUGUUCAAUAUGCGAAUCUCUUAUGAUGAAUGCUGCGGGAUUGUUUUGCGAUUGUUGUGGAGUUUGUGUGGAUCAACCGUGUGUUAAAAAAGCGGAUCGUAAAUUAUCUUGUAAAAAGAUAAAAAUUGAUAAUGAAGUUCUGUCACAUCAUUGGGUAAAAGGUAAUUUAUCAAAUGGAGCGCAGUGUGUAAUUUGUCAAGAAGAAUGUAACUUUGAAUUUGGUUUAAGUGAUUACCAGUGUUGUUGGUGUCAACGGACUGUCCACAGUAGAUGCAAGAGCUCAGUCCAAAAUGAUUGUGAUUUGGGUAUGUGGCGACAAUUUAUAAUUCCACCAUGGAGCGUGCGUGUAUCUGGGCGACAUAAAAGUAUGCGACGUCAUCAGCAUGUACAAUCUGUUUCACAUCCGGGAUGGAAUGAUUGGACGCCUCUUAUUAUAAUUGGUAACAGAAAGUCGGGGAAUGGGGAUUGUGAUCGAAUUCUGUCUUUAUUCAGACAUAUUUUAAACCCGUGUCAAGUAAUUGAUUUAGAUGAAAAACCACCAAUUGUCGCCCUUCAAUGGGUGCCAAUUUUAAACAAAGCAUUGCAUCAAGGUGAUGUUGUUUCAUCUGAACGAGAAUCCAAUUUAGAAGAUAAAAAUUGUAAGAUAAAAAUUUCGUGUCGAUUAUUGGUAGCUGGUGGGGAUGGAACUGUAGCUUGGAUACUGAAUAUUAUUCAUAACAUGGGAUUAGAGCCUCCACCUGCAGUUGGAAUUUUACCGUUAGGAACUGGAAAUGAUUUGUCAAGAGUGUUCGGAUGGGGUAAAGCAACUACAGCGAAUCUUGAUACUUCGAUAAUAUUAAAUCAACUUAUAAAUUCAGUGCCAACGUACUUAGAUAGAUGGAGUGUUCAAAUUAGAUCUUUUCGCCAUUUAGGAAUAAGGUUACCAACAAAAGCACUAUUUAUGUACAAUUACUUCAGCGUUGGUGUUGAUGCUCAGGUCACUUUAGAUUUUCAUCGCACUCGAGAGAGUUGCCUGUACUUAUUUAGCAGUAGACUAUUUAACAAAUUAUUGUAUUUACUAUUUGGAACUCAUCAAGCAUUAGCUGCAAAUUGCCAAAAUAUUCAAGAUCGCCUAGAAUUGUUCAUGGAUGGCAAACUUGUUGAAUUACCGUCCAUUGAAUCAAUUGUUGUUUUGAAUAUACCUUCAUGGGGUGCAGGUGUACCAUUAUGGUCAAUGGGUGCAAAUGGUGACGUACCUAAACAAUCUGUCAAUGAUGGAAUGCUAGAAGUUGUUGCAAUAUAUUCCUCAUUUCAUAUAGCACAACUUCAAGUGGGCCUAUCACAACCACAUCGACUAGGACAAGCAAAAGUUGUAGAGAUUAAAAUUAAAGGUACAUCUCCAGUUCAAUGUGAUGGAGAACCAUGGGAACAGCAUCCUGCACAUAUUACAAUUACUCAUAAUGAUCAAGCAUUAAUGUUAAGAAAAGAAUAAUUUUCCAAACAAAAUAUUGUGGGUAUUUGAAAAUAUUUAA
Molecule: messenger RNA, 1749 nt
Organism: Chrysoperla carnea
Lineage: Eukaryota; Metazoa; Arthropoda; Insecta; Neuroptera; Chrysopidae
Gene: Dgkepsilon
Product: diacylglycerol kinase epsilon
Exons: 9
Coding region: 60-1709 (549 amino acids)
Molecular function (GO): ATP-dependent diacylglycerol kinase activity
Source: RefSeq, a predicted model, not a curated record